Messenger RNA from Oncorhynchus keta (chum salmon), 1361 nucleotides. It is a transcript of the gene gpc6a, whose product is annotated as glypican 6a. The annotation marks the transcript as partial. Gene Ontology annotation, cellular component: synapse; plasma membrane; extracellular region. NCBI's taxonomy places the organism in Eukaryota, Metazoa, Chordata, Actinopteri, Salmoniformes, Salmonidae. The record is from RefSeq and is a predicted model, not a curated record. Gene Ontology annotation, biological process: regulation of signal transduction; cell migration; regulation of protein localization to membrane. The transcript is spliced from 9 exons.
GUGAACACCUGCGUGUGUGUCCUCAGGGCUACACCUGUUGUACGUCCGACAUGGAGGAGAAACUGGGGCAGCAGAGCAAGCUGGAGUUUGAGAACCUGGUGGAGGACACCAGUCAAACACUCAGGACAACCUUGGUGUCCAGACAUCAACAGUUUGACGAGUUCUUCCUGGAGCUCCUCGACAACAGUGAGAAGUCCCUGAAUAACAUGUUCACGCGGACCUACGGGAAGGUGUACGUGCAGAACGGUGAGCUGUUCCAGGACCUGUUCACGGAGCUGAAGCGCUACUACACCGGGGGGAACGUCAACCUGGAGGAGAUGCUGAAUGACUUCUGGUCCCGUCUGCUAGAGAGGAUGUUUCAGCUGCUGAACUCUCAGUACCACUUCACCGACGACUACUUGGAGUGCGUCAGUAAAUACACUGACCAGCUGAAGCCUUUCGGUGACGCGCCCCGGAAACUAAAGGCCCAGGUCACGAGGGCCUUCAUCGCUGCAAGGACCUUCGUCCAGGGCCUCAUGGUGGGCAGGGAGGUGGCUAACAGGGUGGCUAAGGUGAAUGUGGCCCCCGCCUGCAUCAGGGCCCUGACUAAGAUGCUGUACUGUCCGUACUGCAGGGGCCUGCCUGGGCUGAAGCCCUGUCAUAACUACUGCCAUAAUGUGAUGAGAGGCUGUCUGGCGAACCAGGCUGACCUAGAUCCUGAGUGGAACCUCUUCAUAGAUGCCAUGUUGCUGGUAGCCGACAGGCUGGAGGGGCCCUUCAACAUCGAAGCCAUCAUGGAACCCAUAGAUGUGAAGAUCUCUGAAGCCAUCAUGACCAUGCAAGACAACAGCAUGACAGUUUCAGCUAAGGUGUUCCAGGGGUGUGGUCAGCCCAAGCCGUCUGGGAAGGGCAGCAGCAGAUCAGCCAGGGGGAUCUCUGAUGUCUUCAACGCCCGAUUCAGACCCUACAGCCCAGAGGAGAGACCCACCACGGCCGCUGGCACCAGCCUGGACAGACUGAGGACAGUGUGGAGGACAAUGCAACACAGCGUGCUAGACAUUAAGAAGAAGCUGAAGCAGUCCAAAAGGUUCUGGUCCAACCUGCCAGAUGAGAUCUGUAUUAAAGACAAGUUGACCGAGUCAGAUGAAGAGCAGUGUUGGAACAGUCACGCCAAGGCCAGGUAUUUUCCUGACGUGGUAAAGGACGGCCUCGCCAACCAGCUGAACAACCCAGAGGUGGCGGUGGACAUCACGAGACCGGACACUCUGAUUCGCCAACAGAUCAUGACACUCAGAGUGAUGACCAACAAGCUGAGAAACGCCUACAACGGCAAUGACAUCUUCUUUCAGGACUCCAUGCACUACCUUGACCACGACCCAUAG